AUGGGGAAAGCAGUGCAGUGGCCACCGAAAUCCAGUAAACCCGAAUCAAAGAAGGAUCCCUCAAAAUGGUGUGAUUUCCAUGCCGACAUCGGUCACACCACCAACCAGUGUGUAGCAUUAAGAAGAGAAGUGGCCUACUUACUGAAGAACGGAUACCUCAAAGACGUCAUGUCAGACAAAGCUCGUGGCGUCGUCAACAAAGACAACUCCAACUCUCCUUCUCGACCUCCUCCACCUCCUCCUCAUACUAAAACUGUAAAUUUUAUUGUUGGAGGUUCUAACAUUUGUGGUUUGACUUAUUCUGCAGCGAAUAGGCACGCUCGAGAAAAUGAGAUAGACAGACCAGCCCGAGCCGUAGCCGCAAAUUAUCUAACCCCUAUAUCUUUUGAUGAAUCUGACGCAGGGGAUAAACAUCACGACGGUCUGGUAAUAUCCAUCCCUGUCGGGAACUGCAUGAUCAAACAAGUCCUAGUCGACAACCGUAGCUCCACCAACGUCAUGAUGCUCGACGCCCUCAAAGAGAUGGGGCUCAACCCAGAUAUAGAUGUCGUCAAAAAAUCCACUGUGUUGAUAGGAUUCAGCGGCGAGGCGAAGACCACCUUUGGAGAAGUCACCCUACCUAUUUACGCCCAAGGGAUCAACCAGCAGGUAAAGUUUUGUGUUAUUGAUUGUCCCUCGUGUUACAACACUAUCUUGGGCAGGCCCUGGAUUCACGGCAUAAAGGUCAUCCCAUCGACAUACCAUCAAACCAUCAAAUUCCCAACUCGAUGGGGGGUUCAAGAAAUCAAAGGGGAUCAGCAAGAAUCCAAAGAAUGUUAUAAGGCAGCUUUAAAGCCCUCAGCCACCAAUAAAUCCUCUUUAUAG
This is a messenger RNA of Spinacia oleracea (spinach), 864 nucleotides long. RefSeq lists its product as uncharacterized. The transcript has a single exon. The record is from RefSeq and is a predicted model, not a curated record. The coding region runs from base 1 to 864 and encodes 287 amino acids. NCBI's taxonomy places the organism in Eukaryota, Viridiplantae, Streptophyta, Magnoliopsida, Caryophyllales, Amaranthaceae.